This is a messenger RNA of Kogia breviceps (pygmy sperm whale), 2673 nucleotides long. It is a transcript of the gene GPRC6A, whose product is annotated as G protein-coupled receptor class C group 6 member A. Gene Ontology annotation, molecular function: G protein-coupled receptor activity. Gene Ontology annotation, biological process: G protein-coupled receptor signaling pathway. The record is from RefSeq and is a predicted model, not a curated record. Gene Ontology annotation, cellular component: plasma membrane. Lineage: Eukaryota; Metazoa; Chordata; Mammalia; Artiodactyla; Physeteridae.
AUGGCACUACUGAUAGUACUGAUUACCUGUUUUGUGAUUAUUUUUGCUACUUCCCAGCCUUGCCAGACCCCUGAUGACUUUGUGGCUGCCACUUCUCCAGAGCAUAUCAUGAUUGGAGGUUUGUUUGCCAUUCAUGAAAAAAUGCUGUCCUCAGAAGACUACCCCCGAUGGCCAGAAACCCAGAAGUGAGUCGGCUUUGAAAUAUCAAAUUUUCUUCAAACUCUUGCCAUGAUAGACAGCAUUGAAAUGAUUAGUAAUUCAACACUAUUAUCUGGAGUCAAACUAGGGUAUGAAAUCUAUGACACUUGCAUAGAUGUCACAGAGGCAAUGGCAGCUGCUCCGAGGUUUCUCUCUAAGUUCAACUGCUCCAGAGAAAUCGUGGAGUUUAAGUGUGACUAUUCCAGAUACAUGCCAAGGAUUAAGGCUGUCAUAGGUGCUGGCUACUCAGCAAUAACCAUGGCUGUCUCCCGGAUGUUGAAUUUACAGCUCAUGUCACAGGUGAGUUAUGAAUCAACUGCAGAAACCCUACGUGACAAAAUUCGCUUUCCUUCAUUUUUACAGACUAUGCCCAGUGACUUGUACUAAACCAAAGCAAUGGCCCACCUGAUCCAGAAAUCUGGAUGGAACUGGACUGGCAUCCUAACCACAGAUGAUGACUAUGGACGACUGGCUCUCAACACUUUCGCGAUUCAGACCUCAACAAAUAACGUGUGCAUAACCUGCAGAGAAGUUCUCCCGGCCUCCCUCUCAGAUAAUACCAUUGAAGCCAGGAUCAGUCAGACACCUGAGAGAAUCAUAGCAGGCCAGGUUAACAUCGUUGUGGUAUUUCUGAGUCCUUUCCAUGUUUUCAGUCUCUUCAGUAAAGCCACUGAAAAGAAUAUAAAUAAGAUCUGGAUUGCUAGCAAUAACUGGUCAACGGCCACCAAGAUCACGACCAUUCCUAAUGUUAAAAGGAUUGGCAAAGUUGUGGGGUUUACCUUCUGUGCAUAUACGAAGGACAGGGAUCUGAGUCAAUGCAUUUGCAACUAUUCUCAGGGGACUUUGGCCUACAAGGCUAACGAGGAUAUAGAAAGGAACUUCUCGCUGAGGAAUGACUUCCUGUGGGAUUACACUGAGCCGGGACUUGUUCACAGCAUUCAGCUAGCAGUGUUUGCCCUUGGUUACGCCAUUCAGGAUCUGUGCCAAGCUCGAGAGACUCAGAACCCCAAUGCCUUUCAACCAUGGGAGUUACUUGAUGUACUGAAAAAUGUGACGUUCACAGAUGGAGGGAGUUCAUUUCAUUUUGAUGCCCAUGGAGAUAUGAAUACUGGAUAUGAUGUUGUGCUCUGGAAGAUCAACGGCCACAUGCCUAUUGCCAAGAUGGCACAAUACGACCUGAAGAAUGAUGUCUUCAUUGUCACAGACCAAGAAACAAAAAAUGAGUUCAGGAAUCUUAAGCAAAUUCAAUCUAAAUGCUCUAAGGAAUGCAGUCCUGGGCAAAUGAAGAAAACCACAAAAAGCCAACAUAUCUGCUGCUAUGAAUGUGUGAACUCUCCUGAAAAUCACUAUAGUAAUCAGACAGGUAUGGAUCACUGCCUUUUAUGCAGUAGCAAAACUCACUGGGCCCCUGUAAGGAGCACAGUGUGCUUUGAAAAGGAAGUGGAGUAUCUCAACGGGAAUGACUCCUUGGCUAUCCUGCUCCUGGCCCUGCCUCUACUGGGAAUCAUAUUUGUUCUGGCCACUGGCAUAAUAUUUACAAGAAACCUGAACACACCCGUUGUGAAAUCAUCUGGGGGAUUGAUGGUCUGCUACGUAAUCCUCUUCUGUCAUUUCCUCAACUUUGCCAGCACAGGCUUUUUCAUUGGAGAACCACAAAACUUCACGCGUAAAACCAGGCAGAAGCUAUUUGGCGUGAGCUUUACUCUCUGCAUCUACUGCAUUUGGAUGAAGUCCCUGAAAAUUCUGCUAGCCUUCAGCUUUGAUCCCAAGUUGCAGAACUUCCUGAAGUGCCUCUAUAAACCGAACCCCAUCAUCUUCACUUGCACGGGUAUCCAGGUUGUCAUUUGCACACUCUGGCUCAUCUUUGCAGCACCUGCUGUGGAAGAGAAUGUCUCCUUGCCAGUCAUUAUUCUGGAAUGUGAGGAGGGAUCUAUGCUUGCAUUUAGCACCAUGUUGGGCUAUAUUGCCAUCCUGGCCUUCAUUUGCUUCAUAUUUGCCUUCAAAGACACAUAGUUACCUGAGAAUUACAAUGAAGCCAAAAUCAUAACAUUGGGCAUGCUCAUUUACUUCAUAGCUUGGAUCACAUUCAUCCCUGUCUAUGCUCCCACAUUUGGCAAAUAUUUGCCAGCUGUGGAGAUCAUCACUGGUUUCAUUUCUAACUAUGGGAUCCUAUGUUGCACAUUCUUCCCCAAAUGAUAUGUUAUUCUUUGUAGGCAAGAGACUAACGCUAAAUGUGCCUUUCUCAAGAUGAUUUGCAGCUACUCUUCCCACAGUGCAGGCAGACUUGCCAUGAGCCAUGUUUCACUGGGUGCCACUAACAGCAAUGUCAUAACAACCAAUACCAGCUCUGCGGGCAGGUCUGCAGCCUGACAGAAAAGCGAAGAUCUUCAGGCACAAGCAUCUGCACACAUAUGCAGAGAAAAUGUUCCAUGUGUAUCUAAAGCUUUGCCUCGAAAAAGAAUCUCAAGUGUAUGA